Thyridium curvatum is the source of this 1092-nucleotide messenger RNA. RefSeq lists its product as uncharacterized. The transcript has a single exon. Bases 1 to 1092 code for a protein of 363 amino acids. The record is from RefSeq and is a predicted model, not a curated record. Lineage: Eukaryota; Fungi; Ascomycota; Sordariomycetes; Thyridiales; Thyridiaceae.
AUGUCGCCCCACCUUCCGACCCAUGAGGACGACGAGUCCACCAGCCUCCUCAACGGCAACGUCCGCCGCAACUCUGUGCAGAUGGCUAGGGGAGACGGCAUGGUGUCGUUGUGGGCGGGUAUUGGCCUCCUCUGGACCAUCAUGACAGUUCAGGCUUGGAUUCGUUGGAUAUUCUCCGACGAGUUUGCUCCUGCCCCUCUAGACACAACAGACGAGUACCCUCUGUAUAGAAACGUAGGCCUUCGCCUUGUAGAGGCUGCGUCGACAGCAAUCACCAUUGGAUUUACCUGGUUCUUUGUCAUCAGCCCCAUACGGGUUGGCAAGCUCAACGCGGCACCAAGACAAAAGCGAGAACUCAGCCUUGACGGCAAAUUUGUCAUUGGAGGGCUUUUGACCUGGUCGUCAGAUGCCUUCCUCAACUGCCGCCAAUACAUCUUUGCCUUCAACGCGCACAGCGUCAACUUGGGCGUCUGGACUCCGUUCAUGCCCUUCGAGCGUCCCGGCGGACCUUCGCGCUACGCCGAAAGCCUUCUAUGGGCGCCUCCGAUGUACAUCUACUUCUGCGCCGGCGUCGCCAUGAUGUCGUGCGCCUGGACUAGGAUCCUGCGCCGCCGCUACCCGGACCUCUCGGACUCCACUGUCACUGUUCUGGUCCUGAUCUUCAAGUUUGUCUUUGACUUUGUUGUCGAGAACAUCAUCAUUCGCUGGACGCACGCCUACAGCUUCACCAAGACAUAUGGCCCCCUCACGCUCUGGGCCGGCGAGGUUCAUCAGUUCCCAAUUUACGAGUCGGUAUUGGUGGCCAUCUUGGGUACACUCUUCACACACCAGCGUAUGAAGGCCUUGGACGACCCCGACCACGUGAGCCCCGUCGAGAAGGGUUACGAGCGCUGGCCGGAGUACCUGCAAGGAACCGUCAGGCUACUAGCCGUGAUUGGCUUCUGCUCCCUUUCCUGUGUCGUUGUCUACCACUUCCCUCUGAACUGGCUCGGCACCGCCGCGGGCACCAGCUAUGCCAAGAUGCCCAGUUAUCUGAAAAUUGGAAGAGGUGACAUGUGGGAUGGAACACUCGUCAAUAGCACCGUCUUCUGA